UGGAGGCUCAGUCUCAUCAUCGCUGUGUGUUGCAACUUACAUCCAUCUCCAAAAGAUGUCCUGCUACGAUCUGUGCCCCACCACCUGUGGCAUCAGCUGCCCCCAGCCCAUCGCUGACAGCUGCAAUGAGCCCUGUGUCCGACAGUGCCCUGACUCCACAACUGUGAUCCAGCCACCUCCUGUUGUUGUCACCUUCCCUGGACCCAUCCUCAGCAACUUCCCCCAGAAUUCUGUGGUGGGAUCCUCUGGAGCUCCCGUUCUUGGGGGCUUUGGGGGCUCCUCCCUGGGCUUUGGGGGUCUGUAUGGCUAUGGAGGAUCCUCUCUGGGCUAUGGAGGCUCUUAUGGCCUUGGCGGCAUUGGGGGCUAUGGAGGUUUUGGCUAUGGAAGCUCCUCCCUCGGCUAUGGGGGUCUGUAUGGAUGCUCCUCCCUUGGUUAUGGGGGCCUGUAUGGCUAUGGUAGAUCCUAUGGCUCUGGCUAUUGCAGCCCUUACUCCUACCGGUACAACAGAUACCGUCGUGGCAGCUGCGGUCCCUGCUAAAGCCAUGCAGAAAUAACCGACAUGAAGAAUAUCCAGCGACUCCGUGAUACAACCUUGAUCCAUAGCAGUAGUCCCAGAGGAGAUGAUAUGAAGUUGUGACUGAUCCCAUCCCACUGCAGUGGAGCUGGGAGCACACAGAGCAUUUUUAAUCUCCUCGCAUUCUACUUAUGAUCUCUUUGAUUACUUUCUCCUCCUAUGUGUAUAGUUGGUGGGUACUAUGUGCUUUCUUGAUUCUUAUCUGAAGACAUUCCACUGUUCAACCAAAGAAUAAUUAUGGAAUGAUCUGUCUGCACUCCAGUGUUUACUCUUGGCAUUCUGUAAUACUUUUCUGUGAAUGUUCCUUAUUAAAGUGAUUUUCUUCUGAAUCAGAUAAAUCAACUUUUGGUUUUA
Messenger RNA from Coturnix japonica (Japanese quail), 928 nucleotides. RefSeq names its product scale keratin-like. Gene Ontology annotation, molecular function: structural constituent of cytoskeleton. Lineage: Eukaryota; Metazoa; Chordata; Aves; Galliformes; Phasianidae. The record is from RefSeq and is a predicted model, not a curated record. Gene Ontology annotation, cellular component: intermediate filament.